AUGGGUCUAUUUAGGAAUUCGAUGGUACUGCGACGCAUAUGGAUUACAUUCCGGACUCCAAAAGUUUCACGGCGCUCCGUAGCUGCAAGGGAAACCGUCUCUGCAACGUCAAAUUCUAGACAUUUUAACUACAAGUUGACAUCAAAGCUAUGCGCUACAACCAGCCUACUUUCGCUCACGCCCACGUCGCAACCUCCGUCUAUGUCUCUGCUUUUUUCUGUAAUACUUGGCCUACCCUUAGCACUAUGGACGUACAAGUGCUUGGUCAUGGUACUCUUCCAAAGGAAAGUAAUAUACAUGGGCUAUAUCCCUCCUGGCACUCGUCAGGAGAAGCUAUCAGACGUCCCAAACUUAUCAUCGCUUCAGAAAAAAUACAAUUUAGAAGAAACGCAAAUAUCAUCCUCGGGCCGAGUAAUGCUUUCUACUCUUGUUAUGAGCAAAUAUGAGGUAGAAAAGCCCGAUUGCGUUGUAUUAUACCUUCAAGGAAACGCCGGAAAUCCAUUGCAUCGUAUUCCGGUCUUCACGUCGCUCCUUUCGUCCACCUCACAAUUAAAUCCGAUCAUCCUAGCACCGGCACCACGAUCCUAUUGGUCCUCAACGAAUCGUACUCCGACUGAACAAGGACUCAUAGCGGACUACAGUGCCGCUCUGUACUUCGCCUCACAUCGAUGGCCAGAUACGCCGAUUGUCAUGUACGGACACUCGCUUGGUGGAGCAAUUGCUGUGUGUCUCCUUGCUUCACUCGACUCUCCUUCAGAUUCAAAAGUGUGUCGCGGGGAGGACGACGAAACGAAGAGAAUGAUACGUCAGCUUCAAGGGCUUGUACUCGAGAACCCAUUCGCAUCGAUUCCUGGCAUGGUCCACGCUUUAUACCCACAGCGCUGGCUGCCGUAUCGAUACCUCGCUCCGCUCGCCUGGGAUAAAUGGGAUGCCCUCACCGCCAUGCAUAAUGCAACGCCUGAGCUUUCGUCUAUCAAGCCAACCUUGCAUCCCAGAAACGAUGUGGGAUGCUCGGCAGAUCCCCUUGAAGAUACGAAAGUACUUCCUCGCCUGGCACAGAACAUGCUCGUCCUAAUAAGUUCGCGAGACGAAGUCGUUCCUCCCUCAAUGGGCCGUGCGAUUUUUGACGCUCGCCCGUUGCAAAACUCAAUGUCCGCUACAGGUGGUUCGAAAUUGGUAGAAAUCGACCGUGCACUUCACGAAGAUGCAUGGCAAACAUUACAAUGGAGGCAGGGCAUGGGUCGUUAUCUCGAAAAAGUCGUAUAUACUGGUCGAUGA
Molecule: messenger RNA, 1278 nt
Organism: Fomitiporia mediterranea MF3/22
Lineage: Eukaryota; Fungi; Basidiomycota; Agaricomycetes; Hymenochaetales; Hymenochaetaceae
Exons: 5
Coding region: 1-1278 (425 amino acids)
Cellular component (GO): membrane
Molecular function (GO): palmitoyl-(protein) hydrolase activity
Source: RefSeq, a predicted model, not a curated record